GGCUGGUCAUGGUUGAAUUGGGCUUUCCAAUUCCAGGUGCUUGUUUCCUUUCCUUCCAGGGAUCUAUUUCCUGGUCCGGCUAUGUAUCGGAUUCGGUUGACACGACAGGUCCUUGUAUUUCUUACGAUGAAAGCCGGCUUUGUCGAAGAGGAAAACCUACGAGUUGCAGAUCUCUUCCGGUCCGGGCUUCUCCGUUGUAAUCCCAGCCGCAGCCUACCAGCGAAUCCUUCCUCCUCCCUCGCCGGCGUCAUCUUGCUUCAAUCUACGCCAUGGCGAUCGAAAACUGCAUCUCGGAUUGGGAUCGGCCGCUGAACGACCUCCGUCGCCGUGCCGUAAAACGACCACGAAUCAGCUCAAAAGCAGAUCUUCCUCCCAUGACGAUGAAGAAACUUGGAUUGGAUCUCCUAGAAGAUAUUCUUAUUCGCCUCCCCAAUCCUAGAUCAGCCUGUCGUUGUAAACUCGUCUGCAAGCAGUGGGUCUCCCUGAUCUCCAGUCCUCGCUUCAACCGCCGCUUCGUUUCUCACCACCAGAGCAUGAACCACCACCCACCUAUUCCGGACGAUCCCUCCGAGCUGCAAUCUAUCAUCUUGAGCUUUCUCCCCCCCAUGCCUUGUACGGUUCGAGACGAUUUUAGAGUAUUGGAUUGCAACAAGGACUUGGUUUUGUGCGGGUCUUGGGAUGCAGAUCUCAGCAUUUGUGACAGCGAAAGUGCCAGAUCGUACUUGGUCUGCAAUCCAUUUACUAAGGAGUGGAUUGCUCUUCCUUUAGCGCCGAGGAAGGAUGUGUAUUAUUAUGCACCGAUGCCCAGGUUAGUUUGUGAACCCCGUAUGUCCACUAAUCUUGAUCUAGGAGAUGGCGAAACAUUUGUUUAUUCCGAGUAUCGCUUCCGGGUGGUUUGUAUGUAUCAAGUUGCUGAACCAAACACGGCCACAAAGCUAGACGUGUUUUGUUCGGAGUCUGGACAAUGGACCAAGGAAGCUCUUGUCUGUGAUGAUCAAUUAAGAAUUACAUCAAGAAGUUUAGUUUCCUGCAAUGGGGAGUUGUUUUGGCAGUAUAUUAAAGGGAAAAACGAGUUUCCUAUGUUCGUGGCUGUGUAUAAUCCUUUCCGCCCUGAUAUUCCUCCCAAGCCCAUUGACAUUUCUGCAUUCCUUGUGAAGCCACGAUGGUAUAUUUCCGGUUCACAAGGUGCGUUGCACAUAAUUGCUAUAGAAAAUGAAACGGUACCUGUUCAUUUGACCAUUUGGCGACUGGAAGAAGACCAGAAAUCUUGGAGGAAACAAUGUGAGGGGUUGGUGAACAAGUCAUCAAAGUGUGGUAACUAUGAAGUUCUGGCUUGUCUUACACCUUUUCUGCAUCCAGAUCAGCCGGAAAUUGUCUUCUUCAAUCGGGUGUUUAUAGGCUAUAAUAAAGCAAUGUUGCGCUGCGAUUUGAGAAGUGAAGAGCUAGAGUUCUUCGCUAAAUUGAGGGGGUGGUAUGAUAUCUGUCACUUUCAGGUGUUCCAGCCUAGGGUUCCUUGUUGGCCUACUCCAAUUCCAAGGUAUGAGAAGUUGCAAGGCAUGCACGAUGGAAGCUACAACUUUUGGGUUCAGAGCAGCAGCGAAGCAAAACUUCAAUCCCUCCCCCCCUCCCUCAAUAUUUGCAUGGAUGAUGUGAAGAACUCCGCCUAUAUCGAACAUCACAAUGCAGAGGCAACUCUGCACACGGUCGCAGAAAUUAUUCAGUGUAGGAAGAACAAAAUCGGUGAGAUUGUUUUAAGAGAGAGGCAGCAGCCUGGUUUUCCAUUGGACAAGGAAUUGGACGUACUAGAAGGUGAUUUGGAAGAUGUUGAAGCUGAUAUGGCAGCUAUUGGCAAACAGAAAGAACUGAAGCGGGCGCCUCUGUGUGAAUAUUCGGCAGAGCUUCCUUAUCCUCCAGGUAAAGUUUUGUAGAGUUUAAUGUGUGUUGUUUAAUAAUUCUUGGACUAAUGGAUUCUGACUCUGUUCACCAUCCUUCCCAGGCUCCAUCAAAAGUGGCUUCAGGCGGAAGCUAUCACGUGGGGGAGCGAGGCAUAUUCUGGGAGUCGCCGCACACCCUCUUGAACGCAAACGGAGGGGAUGGAGUGAGCAAUGAGGAGCGGGCUGCAUGCUGAGUUGGUCUUGGUGACGAAAUUUUUCAAGACCAUUCCUUGAGGUUGUUUCUUUGGAUGUAUUUCAAAAUAAAUGUAAUUUGUACCAAUAGAUAGAUUUUAUUGUCUCCAUGCUGUUUAUAUGGAGAUUGAUGUACUUCCAGACGUAU
Linum tenue is the source of this 2274-nucleotide messenger RNA. The record is from the annotation of a GenBank genome assembly. Lineage: Eukaryota; Viridiplantae; Streptophyta; Magnoliopsida; Malpighiales; Linaceae.